CCGGUGACCGUCCUCAUGUGGUGGGAGCCCUUUGGGCGCAGCCGGCCUUUGGGAGACUGCGAGCGCCGCUUCGGCAUCCGCGCCUGCAACCUCACCACCGACCGGGGGCGCCAACUGGAGGCACAGGCUGUCGUCUUCCACCACAGGAACCUCAUCGCCAGCGGACUCAAGCACCUGCCUCGGGUUAGACCUCCCGGGCAGCGCUGGGUGUGGAUGAACUUCGAGUCACCCUCGCAUACCCAAGGUCUCCGGGACCUGGCGGGCAUCUUCAACUGGACCAUGUCCUACAGGGUGGACUCCGACGUCUUCCUGCCCUACGGGUACCUCCGCCCCAGCCAGACACCCGCCCCACACCUCUCCAUGCCCAGGAAGACCAAGCUGGUGGCGUGGGUCAUCAGCAACUGGAACGAAGAGCAGGUCCGCGUCCGCUACUACCGCCAGCUGAAGGACUACCUCCCCAUCGACGUCUACGGUGCCCACGGCCUGGAGCUGAAGGACAACAGUGUGGUCAAGACCGUCUCCGAGUACAAGUUCUACUUGGCCUUUGAGAACUCCCAACAUCUGGACUACAUCACUGAGAAGCUCUGGAGGAACGCCUUCACAUCCUGGGCAGUGCCCGUAGUGCUUGGCCCCGCGAGGUCCAACUACGAGCUUUUCGUUCCCUCCGAUUCUUUCAUCCAUAUCGACGACUUUGCCGGUCCCAGGCAGCUGGCCCUUUACCUGAAAUUCCUAGAUAGAAACAAGAGCCGGUACCGGAGCUAUUUUGCCUGGAGGAAGCGGUACGAUGUGCAGGUGACGUCCUUCUGGGAGGAACACAGCUGCAGGGUUUGCGACGCAGUCAGGACUGCGGGCAAGCAACCCAAGACUAUCCAGAAUCUAGCCAGCUGGUUUGAGAGUUGA
Molecule: messenger RNA, 900 nt
Organism: Lacerta agilis (Sand lizard)
Lineage: Eukaryota; Metazoa; Chordata; Lepidosauria; Squamata; Lacertidae
Gene: FUT4
Product: fucosyltransferase 4
Exons: 1
Coding region: 16-900 (294 amino acids)
Cellular component (GO): membrane
Molecular function (GO): alpha-(1->3)-fucosyltransferase activity
Source: RefSeq, a predicted model, not a curated record